AUGAGCCGGGCUGUGAGCUGGGACAUGGACGGGCUGCGAGCGGACGGCGGCGCCGCCAGCGGGGGCGCCCCCUCCUCCGCGGCCGCCACUGCGGGGCAGUGCCGGGGCUUCCUCCCUUCGCCGGUGUUCGGCACACACUCUGGUCGGGCGGCCGCGGCGGCUGCGGCGGCGGCCGCCGCAGCAGCGGCAGCUUCGGGCUUCUCCUAUCCCGGGGCUGCAGAACGCUCCGGCUCAUCCUCUUCCUCCUCGUCGUCCGCAGUGGCGGCGGCGGCGGCGGCGGCUGCUGCAGCGCGUCCCGAAGCACCCCCUACCAAGGAUUGUCCCGGCUCCACUCCAACUCCGACUCCAGCUGCAGCGCCCCCGGCCGCCCCGGCACUGGGCUACGGCUAUCAUUUUGGCAAUGGAUACUACAGCUGCCGCAUGUCCCACGGCGUGGGGAUCCAACAGAAUGCACUCAAGUCCUCCCCCCACGCCUCUCUGGGGGGCUUUCCAGUGGAAAAAUACAUGGACGUCUCCAGCCUGGCCAGCACCAGUGUCCCGGCCAACGAGGUCCCCUCCCGGGCUAAGGAAGUGUCCUUUUACCAGGGCUACACCAACCCUUACCAGCACGUCCCCGGGUAUAUAGACAUGGUCUCCACCUUUGGCUCAGGGGAACCGAGACACGAAACGUACAUAUCCAUGGAGGGUUACCAGUCCUGGACUCUGGCGAAUGGCUGGAACAGUCAGGUUUACUGUGCUAAAGACCAGUCCCAGAGCUCACAUUUUUGGAAAUCUUCCUUUCCAGGGGAUGUAGCUCUAAACCAGCCUGAUAUGUGUGUCUACAGACGUGGAAGGAAGAAACGAGUUCCAUAUACCAAACUGCAGCUGAAAGAACUGGAGAACGAAUACGCCAUUAACAAGUUCAUUAACAAGGACAAGAGGAGAAGGAUAUCCGCAGCCACAAACCUGUCUGAGAGACAAGUGACCAUUUGGUUUCAGAACAGAAGAGUGAAGGACAAGAAAAUAGUCUCCAAACUCAAAGACAAUGUCUCCUGA
Trichosurus vulpecula (common brushtail) is the source of this 1035-nucleotide messenger RNA. RefSeq names its product homeobox D13 (gene HOXD13). Gene Ontology annotation, molecular function: RNA polymerase II cis-regulatory region sequence-specific DNA binding; DNA-binding transcription factor activity, RNA polymerase II-specific. Bases 1 to 1035 code for a protein of 344 amino acids. NCBI's taxonomy places the organism in Eukaryota, Metazoa, Chordata, Mammalia, Diprotodontia, Phalangeridae. Gene Ontology annotation, biological process: regulation of transcription by RNA polymerase II. The record is from RefSeq and is a predicted model, not a curated record. The transcript is spliced from 2 exons.